Molecule: messenger RNA, 933 nt
Organism: Chanos chanos (milkfish)
Lineage: Eukaryota; Metazoa; Chordata; Actinopteri; Gonorynchiformes; Chanidae
Product: prostamide/prostaglandin F synthase-like
Exons: 9
Coding region: 1-933 (310 amino acids)
Biological process (GO): prostaglandin biosynthetic process
Molecular function (GO): prostaglandin F synthase activity
Source: RefSeq, a predicted model, not a curated record
AUGGCAGAAAGAGAACCACUGUCGUCCCAUGCCAUAGCUGAUAUUUUGUCAUCCUUCGUGGACACCGGAAGAAAUUUAUUAGAUAUCGCGGAAAAUGAGAGCAGACACGGUUCUCUGCAAGAGUUUAUACAGAAGAAAAUUAGCAUUGAAAAUCCUAAAUGUUUGUUGGGACUGAUCGAAGCAGGUGCUGAGAUGUACAAAAGAAUGUCUUUGAAGACGAAAACCGAGGCUGAGACUACAUGGAAAAGAGCUUACCACUGUGCUGAAGUCCAGGAAGCUGUUGAAAACUAUUUUCAGCUUGGUGUGCAGUGGGAUGCCUUUCUUGAAAAACUGGACAGUAUGCUGGAGAUGAGUGACAAAGCUCAUGUGCAGCCUGCAAGAUUUCUUCCAUCUGAUGUGUCACUCGUCGAUGCAAGGACUGGAGAAACUUUGAUGCUGGGGAAGUACCUUGGAAGAGGUGAAAAAAUUCUUCUGGUCCUGAUACGACAGUUUUCCUGCCUCCUUUGCAGAAUACACCUCAACGACUUGCAGACCAAACAGGCAGCCUUGGACGCUCAUGGAGUAAGGGUAGUUGUAGUAUCAUUUGGUUGCCAAGAGGGGGCACUACACUGGCUGAAAGAAACAGGCUGCCAGUACGACCUGCUGUUGGAUCCACACAGAAAUAUUUACACUCUAUUUGGCCUUGGAGCAUCUCUCACAAGAGUUUUAAACUUUAAUAACAUGCUUCUAUAUGCUGACUACAUCUUAUCUGAUCAUGAGUUCCCUCGGCCUUUGCCAUCCAUCCAGGAUGACAUGUUUCAGCUUGGAGGAGACUUUGUUCUGGAUGAGCAGGGGAAAGUGAUGUUCUCCCAUCGCUGCAAGAGUCCUAUUGACAGGCCAGCAGUGGAAGAAAUACUGUCAGCCCUUAACACAACAAACCUCUCAACUGCAUAA